AUGGCGCCGACUUCGGCCUCCAUCACUGCCCUCACGCCCCUCAAACCUGACCUUCACGAACGCGCCUGGGCCUCGGUUCCUCACCCAACUCUUCCUCUGAUCGCAACCGCUCACGGAAAGGCCGUCACUGUGUUUUCUCUCUCGACUGCUUCGGCCCACAGCGUCCUUACCGGAGGCCACACCCGCUCCGUCCGCUCCGUCGCAUGGAAGCCCCAUCUGCGCCCCGGCAACCUAUGUCUCGUCACUGGCAGUUUUGACUCUACGGCUGGAAUAUGGCGCUGGGAGGGCCAAGAACAGAACGAUGGAGGAUUGGAGGUUGAGGUCACGGCGCAGAGCGUGCGGAGGAGAAACAAUGAUGAUAGCGACGAUGAUGGCGAUUCUACCAGCAAAGAGUGGGAGUUUACGCUUGUGCUCGAGGGUCACGACUCGGAGAUCAAGUCUUGCGCUUUCAGCCCCUCGGGUUCUUAUCUCGCUACCUGCUCGCGCGACAAGUCAGUCUGGAUAUGGGAGGAUAUCGGCGGAUCUGAGGAAGAUGACGAGUGGGAGACUAUCGCUGUGCUUAACGAACACGAGGGCGAUGUCAAGGCUGUUGCUUGGUGUCCCGACGUCCCUGGCCGCAACGCUCGACGCAGCUACUCGGCCGACGUGCUAGCCAGUGCAAGUUAUGACAAUACAGUGCGCAUCUGGCGAGAAGAUGGCGAUGCAGAAUGGGUUUGUGUUGCUGUUCUUGAGGGUCACGAGGGCACUGUCUGGGGGCUUCAAUGGGAGCCACGACCCCGGGAGGGAGAUCGCUUCCCGCGACUCUUGACAUUUUCUGCCGAUAACACUAUCAGGGUGUGGACAUUGGAGCAAGGCGAUGAGGCGGAGGAGAAUAGAACGGGAGGUGGUGCCGGUGCUCUUGGUGGAAUCCCCAAUACUAUGCGGAGAUCUCUACGAGAGGAGUGGACAUGCACAUCUGUCUUACCCAAGGUGCACACCCGCGAUAUCUAUUCUGUGACAUGGAGUGCACAGACAGGGCUCGUUGGGAGUACUGGCAGCGAUGGGAUCGUUGCGCUUUACGCCGAGGACUCGGAGCAACAUGUCACGACAUCCGACACCCAAGACCAAACCAUGGGUAACACUGAGGAGAGCAAGCAACAGCAGACGAAUUGGAGACUCCUAUCUUCGCGACCCGGAGCUCAUGGACCCUUUGAGGUUAAUCAUAUUACUUGGUGCCGGAGAUACGAUGCCGGCUCGGAGCGGCGCGGGGAAGAGGAGAUGCUAGUUACAACGGGCGAUGACGGGAUCGUACGGCCGUGGCAGGUUGAGAUUGAUGCGCCAAGGUAG
Messenger RNA from Fusarium fujikuroi IMI 58289, 1326 nucleotides. Its product is annotated as TAFII100-like protein. Gene Ontology annotation, molecular function: protein binding. Gene Ontology annotation, cellular component: cytosolic [4Fe-4S] assembly targeting complex. Gene Ontology annotation, biological process: iron-sulfur cluster assembly. The record is from RefSeq and is a predicted model, not a curated record. Lineage: Eukaryota; Fungi; Ascomycota; Sordariomycetes; Hypocreales; Nectriaceae. The transcript has a single exon. The coding region runs from base 1 to 1326 and encodes 441 amino acids.